This is a messenger RNA of Medicago truncatula (barrel medic), 402 nucleotides long. Its product is annotated as egg cell-secreted protein 1.3. Lineage: Eukaryota; Viridiplantae; Streptophyta; Magnoliopsida; Fabales; Fabaceae. The transcript has a single exon. Bases 1 to 402 code for a protein of 133 amino acids. Gene Ontology annotation, biological process: double fertilization forming a zygote and endosperm. The record is from RefSeq and is a predicted model, not a curated record.
AUGGCUUUCUUUUUGAAACUGUUUAUUAUCAUAUCCUUGUCGACAAUAGUUACAGCAACGUCAUUGAGCUCAACAAAAACCCUAGCAUCACGUUUAGAAUUAUUUGAUGGAAGUGGCCCCAACAACAAAUGUUGGGAGACAAUGUUGGAGCUUCAACAUUGUACUGGUGAUAUUGUUACAUUUUUCCUUAAUGGUCAGACACAUCUUGGAUCUGGUUGUUGUAAUGCUCUUCUUACUAUAGCUCAAGAAUGUUGGGGAAAUUUGCUUACCUCGUUGGGUCUCACGGUAGAAGAAGCUGAAAUUCUACGUGGCUUUUGUGCUCGUGUUGCCUCUGUUAACAAUUCUCUUUUACCAUCUAUCACUGUUGAUGCCCCUUCACCUGCACCUAUCAACAAUUAUUGA